This is a messenger RNA of Adineta steineri, 1212 nucleotides long. The record is from the annotation of a GenBank genome assembly. NCBI's taxonomy places the organism in Eukaryota, Metazoa, Rotifera, Eurotatoria, Adinetida, Adinetidae.
AUGGUAAUGUCGAACAAGUUGACAUUUUUUGUACCUUAUCAUACGGGUUAUGCUCAUGUGGAAUUAAUUCUUUCGUUUGCUUCAUUUGCUGAUGUUCAUCUUUUUAUUUAUAAAUGGAAUCCAUCUCAACAACUUGUAAGAAAUUUUUUCUCGAAUUCAAAACAAGUUCAUGUACAUGAAUUCAGUAUUGAUUCAAUUCUUACAGAACUUAUUAAACAACAACAACAGCAAUGCCGAGUAGUAAUUCUUCUUACUGCUUCUAUCAAUUAUUCUCUUGGACAAUUACAAUAUCGUUACUUUUCUAGUAUACAAAAAUAUGUACCCACAAUUAUUGAUGUUUAUUCAACAGGUCAUUGUAUGUAUGGAUGUCAAAGUUGUGCUCAUGAAAAUUCACAUCGAUUACCAAUUACAUUUACGAAUUAUAUGCGAACGAAACAUUUAAAAUCAAUUGAAAUAAAUAAAAAUAAUGAGAUUAUUGUUUGUCCAAGUUUUUCAUCAGUAGAAGCUCCAUUUAGUCUUUUAUCGAAUAAAGAAAUUGUCGAGCAAAUUAUGGCAUUCUCAUUUCCACAUCUCAUCAAAUUACAUCCUCUAAUGUAUCCAUCGACAAAUGAUGAAAAUCCUCUGUUUCCAUUUAGUGAUCUAGAACAAAAACAUGCAUAUCAAUUGUGUAAUUCAAAAAAUAUUCUACCAGACACACAAACAAAUACAUUAAAAUUAAUUGAACAUGCUCGUGUACUCAUUUGUGAUUCAGAUUCAUCAAUUCCAUUCGAAGCAUUAUAUUUCAAUGAUAAAAAACAUAUAUUAGUUUACGAAACAAUUGAACAACAAAGCAAAGAUGAUGAUCGACGAAAAUAUUUUCAUACUUUUUACAAUGUACAACAAUUAGAUACUUUACUUGAACGUUAUUUUGCCGGUGAACUUGAAUGUAAAACAGAAAAGAGUCAUGAAUUCUUCUUGGAAAAAUAUGAAGAACCUGAUGGAAAAGAAAUAGAACGAUUAGCUAAUAUACGUCAAUGGAUGAUCAAUGAAAAUCAUCAUCAAAAUAUUGAUAUAGAAAAAAUCAAACAAGAAUUAAAAGAUCAAUUUUCGUCAUCAACUCAAAUAGGUGCCUACGUAUCAGGUGAAUAUACAACAGCAGAAAUACAAAAAAUUUUUUACGCUGAAAUGUAUGAUACAUUUGGUGCUUUAUUAGAUAACUUAGACGAAUUUUAG